GCAACUCCCCUUUUGUCGGUUGGUCCGUUGGCGUCGGGUAGGAAAAGCUGCGACGAGCUUCGAGCGCUCCUGUGUGUGUUUGCUGGGCACUGACAUUUCCGCGGAAAAGCGUGACUCAAGAUGGCAGGAGGAAAAGCAGGCAAGGACUCCGGUAAAGCAAAGGCGAAGGCAGUGUCUCGUUCGGCCAGAGCGGGCCUCCAAUUCCCCGUGGGCCGUAUCCACCGGCACCUGAAGAACCACACGACCAGCCACGGCCGUGUCGGCGCCACCGCCGCCGUCUACAGCGCGGCCAUUCUCGAGUACCUGACGGCCGAAGUGCUCGAGUUGGCCGGCAACGCGUCCAAGGACUUGAAGGUGAAGCGUAUCACCCCUCGCCAUCUGCAGCUUGCCAUCCGUGGUGACGAAGAAUUGGACACCCUGAUCAAGGCGACCAUCGCUGGCGGCGGUGUGAUCCCUCACAUCCACAAGUCGCUCAUCGGCAAGAAGGGCACACAAAAACCGGCCUAAUGAAGUCACUGAUGGAGGUGUUUUGCAAAUUGAGGAGAAAUUUGACUUGCUGGUUUUAAGAGCAUGCAUCAGUUACAAGGUUAAGGAACUUCUGCUGAAGACAGACAACACCCCCACCUGUGCCGUACAACAAACUCUCUCAAAAUAUUAACAGUUCACGAGUGAAUUUAUAAAGCAAGAAAAUAUGAAGAUAUCAACAAUUCACAACACAUAGAAUAACAUUGUACCGCAGAACAAAAGCAAAAGUGGAGGCAGAUGAAACACGGCGGCAUUUGAUUUUGGUUCCAUAAGAUAUAUAAAAAAAAACACAGCCAUUUCUCUAUUAUAGACGAUUGUGCCCUUCUGUCUGAUUUUUACUAAAAUCCAAGACUUAAUUUCGCACCAACCAUACAAGUUGGUGGUAGUGUUCUUUUUCUACUCGAGGCAUUUUGUCGACAAAUUAAAUUAAAUCUAUCGAAUAUAAGUUUUUAUUGCAGACGAAUGAAGAUUUUCCUCAUAAUCAAUAACAUGUGUCUGUUUGCGUGUGCAAAUGUAUUGCAGGUCACCAUAUAGAGUUGUGUUCUUUCUAUAGUUUCCCCAACUUACACAUUGAGCUGACAUGGAGUGAACUAUGUUCACCUGUCUCUAAAGUAGCUUUAAAAUGAUAAAUGAAGUAAAAAAAGGUCCGAUUUGUUACAUGAGGCAAAGUUUUAGAUUUUUAAGACAUAAAGCGCAGUUAAUUUCAUCCAUAUUUGUUUGUCCCGUUUCAUUUAUUUAGCAUUGCAAUUGUUCAACAGUUUGGUGUAAAUAUUUCGCAAAAUAAAAAGAAUUCAAUGAUUCUCUAA
This is a messenger RNA of Neocloeon triangulifer, 1331 nucleotides long. It is a transcript of the gene His2Av, whose product is annotated as histone H2A.V. Bases 121 to 507 code for a protein of 128 amino acids. Gene Ontology annotation, molecular function: protein heterodimerization activity; structural constituent of chromatin; DNA binding. The record is from RefSeq and is a predicted model, not a curated record. NCBI's taxonomy places the organism in Eukaryota, Metazoa, Arthropoda, Insecta, Ephemeroptera, Baetidae. Gene Ontology annotation, cellular component: nucleosome. The transcript has 2 exons.